Messenger RNA from Clarias gariepinus (North African catfish), 2209 nucleotides. It is a transcript of the gene slc28a1, whose product is annotated as solute carrier family 28 member 1. Lineage: Eukaryota; Metazoa; Chordata; Actinopteri; Siluriformes; Clariidae. The transcript is spliced from 18 exons. The record is from RefSeq and is a predicted model, not a curated record. Gene Ontology annotation, cellular component: membrane. Gene Ontology annotation, biological process: nucleoside transmembrane transport. The coding region runs from base 78 to 2021 and encodes 647 amino acids. Gene Ontology annotation, molecular function: nucleoside:sodium symporter activity.
UAACAUCUGACUAAAAGCUUGCUAGUAAAAGUUUUACAGAUAAGUAUUUGUCACUCAUUCGAAGAGGAAACAGAAGAAUGAAUACUGAGGACAUGGAAUUGAAAAAUGGAAUUCAAAGUAACAGACACGAAGUGGACAACCUUGGAUUUGAGGCUCAGGAGGACAUCAUAUCAAAUCACAACAGUGAGAUAGCAGUGACGGAGUCAGAAAGAGAGUCCAAAUCAUUUGUAAGCAAAAUAUUCAAACCCAUCAUAGCUACUGAAAACUUUGUGAAGACUCACUCUCAAAUCUUCAAAUACAUUGGCCUGGGGAUACUUGGUGCAGGAUUUGUGGCAUACUUUGUUGCUGCCUGCUGGCUGAACUUCCAGAAAGCCAUUGCCCUUGUUGUCCUUACCAGUGUGACAGUGUUUUUCACAUUAUAUGAGUUUGUGAAGAAGUUCAAGGGAGAGACUAUAAGAAACUUACUAAAACCCAUUGUUAGAUGCUUCAAUGCCAACAUCAGGUGGAUAAAAUGGGUUUUCAUAUUAGUAGUGGUAGGACUGUUGGUGGCCUGGCUGGCAGUUGACACAAGGCAAAACCCAGAGAAGCUAAUUUCAUUUGGUGGUGUCUGUCUGUUUAUCCUUGGGUUGUUCAUCUUUUCUGCAAAAAGAUAUGCAGUUCGCUGGAGAACAAUCCUCUGGGGGCUUGGUUUACAAUUUGUCAUGGGCCUGUUUGUCAUAAGGACUUCGCCUGGUUUAAUAGCUUUCAGAUGGCUGGGAGAACAAAUCCAGAUUUUUUUAAACUACACAACCAAGGGGUCAUCCUUUGUGUUUGGCGAUUUGGUAAACAACAUCUUUGCGUUUCAGGCUUUGCCUAUAGUGAUAUUUUUCAGCAGUAUUAUGUCAGUUCUCUACUACCUUGGUUUGAUGCAAUGGAUUAUCAUUAAGAUUUCGUGGAUUAUGCAGAUAACAAUGGCAACCUCGCCUACAGAAUCACUGAGUGUUGCAGGGAAUAUAUUUGUUGGACAGACAGAAGCACCACUGCUGAUCCGUCCCUAUUUAAAAGACAUGACCAAGUCAGAGAUCCACGCUGUCAUUGUUGGAGGUUUUGCCACAAUUGCAGGCAGUGUGAUGGGAGCUUUCAUUUCAUUUGGGAUUGAUCCAUCCUCUUUGAUUGCUGCCUCUGUAAUGGCUGCUCCUUGUGCCCUGGCAAUGUCCAAACUCUCAUAUCCUGAAACAGAAGAGAGCAAGUUUAAAUCUGAAGACAAUAUUAAAGUAGAAGGCGGUGGUGAACAGAAUAUUCUGGAGGCUGCUUCUAAUGGAGCAUCUGCAUCUAUUGGACUUGUAGCAAACAUAGCUGCCAACUUGAUUGGAUUUCUUGCCAUUUUGGAUUUUAUCAAUGCAGCUUUAAGAUGGCUGGGAGGAAUGGUGGGAUAUCCAGGCAUCACAUUUGAGAUUAUUUGCUCAUAUAUAUUCCUGCCGGUGGCCUUCAUCAUGGGCAUACCAUUUAAUGAGUGCUUCAUUGUGGCUGAACUUAUUGGCACAAAACUGUUCCUCAAUGAGUUCAUAGCUUUUGAAAAGCUGUCAAAACUGAAACAGAAUCGGUUAGAUGGCAUUACAGAAGCGGGGAAAUACAUUUCAAUCAGAUCAGAAAUAAUCAGCACCUAUGCUUUGUGUGGCUUUGCCAACUUCAGUUCACUUGGAAUUGUGAUUGGAGGCAUGGCUUCCAUUUGUCCUUCAAGAAAAAGUGAUAUUUCUGCUCUAGUGCUAAGAGCCUUAAUAACAGGCACUUGUGUAUCCCUGGUUAAUGCUUCUAUUGCUGGCCUUCUUUUUGUUCCUCCACUAGAUUGCUUAGAUGUCUUAAAAAAUGAAACUUUCAACCUCAAUAAUAAUAAUAUCCAAACUUGUUGUUAUGACCUCUUUGAAAGUGCUUGGAGAAAUGAAACAGUAAUUCAAUUUAAUGGAACUUGGAGCAAGGUGGAAGAAGCCAUUAUUUAUUUCACAAACUGCUGCCAACUUUACAAUGGAACUAAUUGCAUUUAGGAGGAUAUUAAUUUUAGAAAGUGCAAACUUGUUUAACAUAGAUAUUAUUUUAAGGUAAUUACUUAUUAGUUUCUGGCAUUUGUGUUUUAUGUAAACAAUUACAUUUAUCCCCUGUGUGCUAAUCAUAUUCUGUAUUCUUCCUUUAUUUUAAGGGUAAAAAUUACCUGCCUUUAUUAAAUCUUUAAAGU